Molecule: messenger RNA, 4239 nt
Organism: Pseudovirgaria hyperparasitica
Lineage: Eukaryota; Fungi; Ascomycota; Dothideomycetes; Acrospermales; Acrospermaceae
Product: putative hybrid NRPS/PKS enzyme
Exons: 1
Coding region: 271-4113 (1280 amino acids)
Molecular function (GO): phosphopantetheine binding
Source: RefSeq, a predicted model, not a curated record
UUUGGCUAUCCCAACAGCCCUAGUCUAUGCGUGUACAACAACGCAAUUCUCUAGUCCGCCGGACUGGACAAGCAAGGAUUUGAAAGUUAAGAUGCUCGUGGUCAGCCAAUAUCUAAAGGCGGUGACGGUCGUGAGUACCUUGGACGCUGAGAGGUAGAGAAUUAAGUGGGUCGCACCCUGAGUUUCACUCACCCAAACCCAUUUCGUCGUUCAAGUGGCAUCGUCCCAGCCAUUUUACAACUUAAUCGCCUCCUCGCCCGCCACUCAAUUAUGCCCAUCAUAGAUACCACAAAGGAUUUAUCAGCGCUCUUCACAAAGCAAGCAGAGACAACUCCCGAUGCCCUCGCCUUAGAUGAUGAUGGCACCUCGUAUACCUACUCCGACCUCCACCAGAAGGUCGACGAGCUCGCACAUCGCCUUAGAUGCCAUCGUGUAGGGCGUGAUAGCCUGGUCGGAGUGCUACUACCUCGUGGUGCCGACUAUGUCAUCGCUUGUCUUGCUGCCCUUCGAGCCGGUGGUGCCUUUCUUGUGCUUGAGUUGGCAUAUCCGACAGACCUCUUGACUGAUGUCAUUGAAGAUGCAAAUCCAGUUGUUAUUUUAACCCAGAGGUCAGAGAUUGGCAAGUUGAAGGAUGGUGUUCAAUUCAUCGCCCUUGACGACACCGAAUCUCAGCAAGAUGGCCAAAGGUCCGAUCAAGACCUUCCACCUUUACCAGCAGACGACGAUCUGGAUCGAUUGUCUUUUGUUGCAUAUUCCUCAGGGACAACUGGAAAACCGAAGGGCAUAGCAAACCCACAUCGUGCACCAGUCCUUUCAUACGACAUGAGAUUUGCCAUUAGUGAUCUUCAACCCGGGGAUCGUGUGGCCUGCAAUGUCUUUUUUGUUUGGGAAAUCAUACGACCCCUUCUACGAGGUGCAACUGUGGUGCCUGUUCCAGACGAGACGAGCUAUGAUCCGGUAUCUUUGGUGGAAUUCUUAUCAUCAAAGAACAUCACAGAGACCUUGAUGACGCCUACACUGCUUGCUGCCGUCUUGGCUAGACAUCCCGAGGUCGGCAGUCGGCUGGCUAAGCUCAAAACCCUGUGGCUGAACGGAGAGGUUGUUACGACUGAUCUAGCACGCCGAGGACUCCAAGCGCUUCCGGGUACUCGAUUACUGAACUGUUAUAGCGCGUGUGAAACUCAUGAAAUCGCUUGCGGCGAUAUCGCUGAGAUGCUCGAGAACUUGGACGAUGGAGUAGCAUAUUGCCCUGUUGGAAAACCUCUGGACCCGAAGAGAGUUUACAUCCUAAACGAAAGUGGACAAAAGGCCGACGUAGGCGUGAGUGGUGAGCUUUUCGUUGGCGGUAACCUACUGGCUCGAGGCUACAUAAACAGGCCGGAAACCACUGCCCGAGCCUUCACCGCAAAUCCAUACAGCUCAGCACCCGGUGCUCGUAUGUAUCGGACUGGUGAUCUUGCGCGACUACUGCCCUCCGGUCUGCUGGAAAUCGGUGGUCGUGUUGGCGCUAUGAUCAAAUUGCGUGGGUAUUCCGUUGUUCCUGGGAAAGUGGAGAAUGCCAUCACAACCCAUCUGGCUGUAAAACACUGUGCUGUCAUCGCACACGGAGAGGGGUUAGAAAGACAACUAGUCGCAUAUGUUGUACGAGACAAGGAUGCCACCCAAUCACGCCCAGCCCUGGCUAUAGAUGAGGCGGGCUACAGUCCAUCAGGGCGCAAAAUGCUCUCUGCGUACCUUGCUCAGUAUAUGAUUCCUGCAUUAUGGGUUCAACUCGAUGAGAUACCUACCCAUGGCGUGUCUGGCAAGAUUGAUACAGCGCGUCUCCCUUCACCUCCCACACCGAAACCUCAAGCACCUGGUCAAAAAGCUGAGCGUGAUCCCAUAGAUCUUGAAGACAUUGCUGAGAUAUGGGCAAUCACGCUGAACACUUCACGGGGUAACAUUACACCAGAACAUAGUUUCUUCGACCUGGGAGGACAUUCACUACUACUGGCAGAGCUAGCUUCUCGUUUUAGUAAAAUGUUCGGGUUCCGCGUACCUGCGAGCCGCCUCGCUUCUCCACCAACACUUAAUGGUCAUCUUGAGACUGUACGCGCCGUUAGAGAUGGCCGUAUCGCUGCUUUGCAAGCAGAUCUUCCGGCUGUGCUGCGAGCAGACUCGGUUCUUGAGGAUGACAUCAUUUCCAAUGGGGCAAAGAUGUGUUCGCUCCAGAAUGCGAAUACCGUCCUUUUGACGGGCGGCACUGGAUUUCUGGGCGCGUUCUUGCUCAAUGAGCUCCUAGAGAGCACGUCAGCUCACAUUCUUUGCCUUGUCCGAUGCAAUGAUCCGUCAGAGGACGAUGUCCCAGCUGGCAUUGCCAGGAUUCGACGAAAUAUGAUUGACUUUGGGCUGUGGAACGACGAGAUCAUGGAACGGAUUGAGAUCAUUCCAGCAAACCUUGCACGAAAGCAGCUUGGCCUGUCUUCUGGAGCAUUUCAAGACAUUGCAUCUAGGACAGAUGUCAUUGUUCACGCCGCAGCCACAGUCAAUCUCGUCUAUCCCUAUGCUGCGCUUCGUGACGCCAACGUUGGCGGAACUCGCGAGAUUCUUCGUCUUGCCAGCAAGGGCGGGUCUACUGUCCAAUACAUCUCCAGUAACGGUGUACUCCCGCCAUCAGCGGGAGGUUGGCCAGAAGAAGCCAUGCUAGGCGUAGAGCAUGUACAUGAGAAGCUGCUUGACGGAUACGGCCAUUCAAAAUGGGUCGCAGAGCAACUUGUUGUCGAAGCAAGUCGUCGCGGCAUGCCAGUUAGGAUCAUUCGUGCCGGCACAAUAAGCGGACACAGUACUUCCGGAGCAUCUAAUGCGUGGGACCUACUCAAUGCCCUGUUCGUAGAAUCUGUACGCAUCGGAUAUUUCCCUGAUGUACCUGGCUGGCGCGCAGAAAUGACGCCAGUCGACUUUGUGAGCAAAGCCAUUGUUCAUCUUGGUAAUCAAACACAUGCGGAUCAGUUGGUGUUCCAUCUCGGCGAUCCAAACCCGAUCCCAACAAAGGAGCUCUUCCAGCACUUGACUGACCUAGGCUAUCCCACAGAACCACUCGAGUUCGAUGAGUGGGUCGCGAUGUGGAACGUGAAAAGAGGCGCGGCUAAAGGAGGUGACGGUGCCUUUACUGUCGAUAUCCUACGCAGCGGUAUGCCAAGUAUCGGGUUUCUCAAAGGCAUCACUGUGCUCAACAAUGUCGCAACAAGGCCAUAUAGGGCUGUGGUUGAACGACCAAAGGUCGACAAGGUUCUUCUCGAGACUUAUACACGCCAUUGGUACGCGCGAGGAUGGCUCUCCCAUCCGCCCUCAACGCAUCAAUCUAAAGGCGGCUCCGCACAGCGCCCUCGCUAUGGUCCGUUGAGUAGCCGCGUAGCUGUUAUUGUUGGCGCAUCAUCUGGAAUGGGGGCAGCCAUCGCCGCAGCACUUGCUCGCGAAGGCUGUCAUCUAGCCCUCGCUGCAAGACGCUACGAUGCAUUAGAGGCUAUCAAACGGCGGCUCGUCGUUCGUGAGGGCAAGGUCUUGAUCCGUAAGACGGAUGUUACAGAUCGAAAGCAGGUCGAAGCGCUCAUUACGCAAACGACAGCCGAGCUGGGACCUGUUGACAUUCUCGUCUCGUGCGCUGGUGUAAUGUAUUAUACGCUGAUGAAAAAUGUACAGGUCGAGGAAUGGGACCGGACUGUGGAUGUGAAUUGUAAGGGCCUACUACAUUGCUUGUCUUCUGUUGUACCAGGAAUGCUGGCACAAGGCAGUGGUCACAUUGUCGCCAUCUCCUCCGAUGCUGGUCGUAAAGUCUUUCCCGGGCUCGGCGUUUAUUCUGCCAGCAAAUUUUUCGUCGAGGCAACUUUGCAGAGCCUGAGACUGGAGACGGCCGGCUCAGGUUUACGCAUCACGAGCGUGCAGCCAGGGAAUACUGCGACUGAUCUACUCGGCAUGAGUAGUGAUAAGGAAGCGAUCAAGAAAUAUGGCGAGCCGACCGGGAGCAAGAUACUUGAUCCGGAGGAUAUCGCUUCGUCGAUCGUGUACGCAUUACGGCAGCCGGGCCACGUAGCUGUGAACGAGCUGCUGAUUGAACCGCGAGAUGAGCCGAUAUGAUAGAUUGAGAUUUGUGUGUUUGCACCACGUUUUCUUCCAGCUCACGAAUCUUUCAGCAUAACUAGACGUACUUUACUGUGAUCAAUUCACAUCCAACUACAAUUAAUUCAUAUAUAAUUUACUCCG